AUGCAGGAGAGCAGCGCAAGUUCCGCGAGGACUGAAGAGCAGCAUACCGCUGAGAAAGGCCCAAACGAUCAAGCAGAUGGUCUAAUGAGAAAUAAGUCAGCUUUUACCUGGAAGAAUCUGUGUUAUACUGUCAACACGCCCACUGGUGAACGUCAACUACUCGACAAUGAGCAUGGCUGGAUCAAGCCUGGCAAAUCAGGAGCGCUGAUGGGUUCAUCUGGUGCUGGGAAAGCACGCUAA
Messenger RNA from Exophiala oligosperma, 240 nucleotides. RefSeq lists its product as uncharacterized. The transcript has a single exon. Lineage: Eukaryota; Fungi; Ascomycota; Eurotiomycetes; Chaetothyriales; Herpotrichiellaceae. The record is from RefSeq and is a predicted model, not a curated record. Bases 1 to 240 code for a protein of 79 amino acids.